Messenger RNA from Xenopus laevis (African clawed frog), 2285 nucleotides. RefSeq names its product interleukin 21 receptor S homeolog (gene il21r.S). The transcript has 9 exons. Bases 169 to 1854 code for a protein of 561 amino acids. The record is from RefSeq and is a predicted model, not a curated record. NCBI's taxonomy places the organism in Eukaryota, Metazoa, Chordata, Amphibia, Anura, Pipidae.
AUGAUGGGUUAUUUGGUGCAUGUGUGUAUAAUAAGAAUGUGAAGUCUAACUACACGGUGCUUUGAAAACUCUUUUCCUACAGAAGACAAACCUGCCCAGCUAUGACUGCACAUUUGGAUUCUUUCUGCACCGAUGUAACGUCCAUUUAGUCAAAGCUGGCAAACAGAGAUGAAAAUGAGCAAGAUUAGUGAGUGUCCAUGCGCUGCAAGACUUCUCUUACUGUGUUUCCUGGUGUCAGUAGCUAAAGGCUGUGAACACCUGCACUGUUACGUGGAUUACAUAGACACUUUGACAUGCAAAUAUGAGAAAACACAAAAGGAACAAUCAGGAAUUUCAUAUAGUCUCAGUGCAAUGUGGACAAACGAAGAUCUAGAAAACACCUUCUGCGAUCUUGUCCAGUCUGGUGAAUUCACAUAUACCUGCAAUGAGGAAAUGGAAUAUUUUGGGGCUGAUGACACUUAUAUGAUUUUUAUAAAUGAAACUAUUGAGGGCAAAACGAUUUCCAAUCAAAUGUGUCAACCUUUCUACUUAAGUAAAACAUUUGUGCCAAGGGCUCCAUAUAAUCUCACCGUGUUGAUUUCUGAAAACUACAAUUUUUCCUGGGAAACUACGUACAAGAGGGAAGUGCAUUUACAGGCCACCGAGCUGGCAUUUGAACUUAGCUACAAGAGAACAGAUGAAUCUUGGGAGAAGCAGAAGCGCAUCCACAUCCUCGAGGAUGAAAAGAGUGUCGUUCUCCUGCAGUCCUCGUUCCAGGAUGCUGAAGGUUACAUUGCUCGAGUUCGUGCUAAGCCCAAAAACGCUUCCAUCUAUCGGGGUGACUGGAGCGAGUGGAGCAAUGCUGUUCAGUGGACAACCAAUGAAAACAUCAGUGGAAAUAUUUGGAUACUUAACAAUUUAACAGCCUCGGUUCUGUGUUUAAUCUGUGGGAUUGUAAUAAUCAUCAUAUUGUCCUGUAAGCCUAUAGAACUGCCACAGAGGUUGUGGAAAAAUGUGUGGGUAUUUGUACCAGACCCUGAACCAUUUUUCAAGCCACUUUACAUGAGGCACGAGGGGAAUUUUAAGAGCUGGCUGGGUUCUCCUUAUGUAACAUUACCACUACCAAUCGAAGUUAGUUUGGCUCCACCAGAGGUCCUGGAAAUAUACGGCAGAAAUGUGUUAAAGCAUGCAACAAAGCUAGGUUUGGACAAUACAUAUGUCAACGAGAAGCUCCUAUCUUCUAAUGCAAGCUGUGGUACCCAUCGCAAGGACUGCGGGAAAUGCAACUGUUCCGCAGGGACAAAUGACACUUCCUUCCAAGGUAUAUCCAUUGAAACUGUCACUGAUGGGACUACUCUAUGUUGUUCCAAGAGCAACACCAUUAACAGCCUAUUAAAUAACAGCCGCAUUGAGAAUGAAGAGACCACUUGUGAUGAUGGCUACCCAACACUUAAUAUUGACAGUGGUGGUUGCAACUUUUUGGACCAAUAUCCAGACAAUGGCCCACACUCUGAGAUUUCGAGUAACCACUCACUGGAACAAAACUCUGAUAUUCAGGAAAACGCUGCAAGGCCCAAUCUUUUUGAUUUGAUUUCAAUUCCACCCGAAGAGUGGGAAAUACAAGCAUCACCUUCUCCGGAUGAUGAGAAUGUGUUUUAUAGCAAUGGACAUUAUGAUUCCUUGUCACCUGGCUCAGGAAGCAGCGAGGACUUUGGUUAUCCUAGGAUGUGCCUGGAUAUGGAUACCAUCGAUAGUGGUUUUGCAGGCUCUGAAUGCGGAAGCCCUGUGGAAAGUGAACAUUCUCCUAAGGUGCAGAACUUGGAGCCAUAUAGUGGGCAGUGGCAGAGGAACUAUGUGAAGCAGUGGGUGCCAUGACGCACCACCAAUGUCAGUGGAGGCAGCUGAAAUGAGUCUUUGUUAACAUCUACAUCAAUAGGGACAAUAUUGAGUAAUCAUGCUAUAGUAAUCCAAUGGUAACAGCUAUCCCUAUAAACCCCACACACCCCCUCAUUUUAGGAAUCCUGACAACCUAUUCAACCACCACUGGAAUCAUGGCACAGUGGAUUCCCAUUCAUCCUGGACCUGCCAAAUUCCUUAUUCCUCUGCAUUGCCACCUCCUAAUUUGCCAUUUUUUUAGUAAAAAUAGUAAAAUUUAAUGCAGAUCAACCCAUUUUUUACAAAGACUUCCAUAUCAGUUCUCACCGACUGGCUAGGAAACAGUCCUUAUGGAGAAAAAUAUGACUAUGAAGAUUUUCAUUGAUCCAGGUCAUGGUAUAUCUAGUAUAGGUCAAUCUAAAACAACUGCA